Messenger RNA from Kluyveromyces marxianus DMKU3-1042, 510 nucleotides. It is a transcript of the gene BUR6, whose product is annotated as negative cofactor 2 transcription regulator complex subunit BUR6. Gene Ontology annotation, biological process: negative regulation of transcription by RNA polymerase II; positive regulation of transcription by RNA polymerase II; transcription by RNA polymerase II. The record is from RefSeq and is a predicted model, not a curated record. Lineage: Eukaryota; Fungi; Ascomycota; Saccharomycetes; Saccharomycetales; Saccharomycetaceae. Gene Ontology annotation, molecular function: core promoter sequence-specific DNA binding; protein heterodimerization activity; RNA polymerase II general transcription initiation factor activity. Gene Ontology annotation, cellular component: nucleus; negative cofactor 2 complex. The transcript has a single exon. Bases 1 to 510 code for a protein of 169 amino acids.
AUGGAGCUGGGUCAGGCCAGGGCAGGCGAGGCCAUAGUCAAGGGUCUGGAGAGUUCCCCAGGCCAAAGACAGGAGGAUCUAGCAAUGAGCGAGUACGAGACAGGAGGAUCCAGCGAUGAGCGGGCAAGUUCGCUGACGCCUGGUGGUGCAGUAACAGAGGCAGCAUCUGCUGCUGCUGCUACAGCCCCACCAGUAGUAGAGGCUGCAUCGUCCUCUGCGCAGGUGUUUUCCAAGAUCAAAACACAUUUCCCGCCAGCCAAGAUCAAGAAGAUCAUGCAGACGGACGAGGACAUCGGGAAGGUGUCACAGGCGACGCCUGUGAUCACGGGCCGCUCGCUCGAGUUCUUCAUUGCGCUUUUGGUGGACAAGUCGAGCAAGGUGGCACGUGACCAGGGCUCUAAGCGGAUUAGUGCUGAUAUAAUGAAGAAGACGAUUCUCACGGACGAGAAGUUCGAUUUCCUACGGGAGGUGAUUCUUCCGCAGGAGCAGGAGCAGGAGCAGGCGCCAUGA